Messenger RNA from Quercus lobata, 1131 nucleotides. It is a transcript of the gene UREF, whose product is annotated as urease accessory protein F. The coding region runs from base 162 to 893 and encodes 243 amino acids. Gene Ontology annotation, molecular function: nickel cation binding. NCBI's taxonomy places the organism in Eukaryota, Viridiplantae, Streptophyta, Magnoliopsida, Fagales, Fagaceae. The transcript has 2 exons. The record is from RefSeq and is a predicted model, not a curated record.
AAAUAAAUCGAAAGUUCGAAUAGUUCGAAUCUGCUAGUGCAGAAGCUCUCAAAUACCCGCCGAGAUGAGCGAAUCCACUCUCUGCUGCGACUGCGAGGAAUCAACUCAUUGACCGAAACCACUGCCUCACAACUCCCACUCAGAGUACUUGCUCUCUUCCAAUGGAGGCUGGGACGGAAUUGAAUAAAGAAAGUGAGAAAUGUACUUCCAUGGACUCUCAUUUACAGUGGAGUCAGUGGCAAUUGCUUGAUUCCAUCCUUCCUACAGGUGGGUUUGCUCAUUCUUUUGGUCUUGAGGCAGCAAUCCAAACUCGUAUAGUAUCAGGUCCUGAGGAUCUUCGAACUUUUGUGAUCCAUGUGUUAGAGAAUACUGGAAGCUUACUCCUUCCUUUUGUUUAUUCUGCAACCUUGUCACCUAAUUUGGAAACCUGGCAUAAACUUGACAGAACAUUAGAUGCAAUGCUCACAAAUGAAGUGGGUCGAAAGGCAUCAAUUGCACAAGGAUCAGCACUUAUAAGAGUGGCUGCUGCUGUCUUUUCAGAAAUCCCCUCUCUUAAAUCCAUGAGAGAUACCUCUCUGGGUUCUGGGGUUGUUUCUUUUCACCAUGCUCCUAUAUUUGGGCUUAUAUGUGGACUUCUUGGGUUGGAUAGUAGAACCUCUCAGAGAGCUUACUUGUUUAUUACAACGAGGGAUGUUAUCUCUGCUGCAACAAGGUUGAAUUUGGUAGGACCUAUGGGUGCAGCUGUAUUGCAGCAUCAAAUUGUUCUUCUUGCUGAAGCUAUCCUGGAAAAGUGGAUGGACCGUAAUGCUGAGGAAGCAUGCCAAACAAUUCCUUUGCUUGAUACUGUGCAGGGUUGCCAUGGUUACCUGUUUUCUAGAAUGUUCUGCUCUUGAAACCCCAAAAAAAUUGCAUCAAUUUGUUGUCUUUGUUGUUCUACACUGAUGACUGAUGCUACAGCCUCUGUGGGAUAGGCUUAUACAGUCAGUUGUAAAAUCACUAGUCAUUGAUAUUUCCACCAAUUUUUCCAUGCCUUCAGAAAAUUAAAAUCACUAGCUAUAUUUCUAAAACUGAUACAGUACACAUAUUCUGUUAGCAAAAAGAAAGCAAUUCUAAAGAUUGUUUUCGCGCAAA